UUCAAAGUCCAGAUGCAUUGCAUCAGAGGCAGAGAGUACCCACUGCACACAGUCUAGAAACAGAAGUGCAUAAAACUGUCAACUACUUCAAGCCAAAUCAGGGCAAUACUAACUUGUAAGUAUUGGACUGCAGUUAUCUCCCCCAGCCGCCACAAUGACGUUCCAGAGGUUGCUGUUUGCCCUGGGGCUUCUCCUGUCUGUCUCCCUGUGUGCCCACAGCCAGUCUGCAGCGGUCAAGCAGCGCUACCAAAAGUUUGUCACCCAACACAUCAACGGCAACAUGAACGAGUACAUCUGCGACAAAGAGAUGCGCUCGCGCAAGAUCACUCAGACCGACAGCAACGACUGCAAGGUGACCAACACUUUCAUCCAGGCCUCGGGACAACUGGUGAAGCGCAUCUGCGGCGAGGCGGGCACACAUUACCGUGGCAACCUCUUCAAGAGUAACCAGCCCUUUCCUAUCAUCAGCUGCACACACCGCGGCGGGGCGCGCUACCCCAAGUGCGAGUACCGCGGCCACAAGAGCACACGCUACAUCGCUAUCGCCUGUGAAGACGGCUGGCCAGUGCACUACGAGGACGACGACCUGGUCAUUGUCCAGCAGUGACCCACUGCAUUGGGACUUUGUCUUAAUAAAUCCCUACUCCAAUCCCA
Molecule: messenger RNA, 654 nt
Organism: Alosa alosa (allis shad)
Lineage: Eukaryota; Metazoa; Chordata; Actinopteri; Clupeiformes; Clupeidae
Gene: rnasel3
Product: ribonuclease like 3
Exons: 2
Coding region: 155-607 (150 amino acids)
Biological process (GO): defense response to Gram-negative bacterium; angiogenesis; defense response to Gram-positive bacterium
Molecular function (GO): nucleic acid binding; RNA nuclease activity
Source: RefSeq, a predicted model, not a curated record